Paramecium primaurelia is the source of this 3510-nucleotide messenger RNA. The record is from the annotation of a GenBank genome assembly. Lineage: Eukaryota; Ciliophora; Oligohymenophorea; Peniculida; Parameciidae.
AUGCUUUCAUCUAUGAAUUAUGAGUCUUAAAUUCAAGACACUCUCCAAAAAGAAAAGAUUAUUUUUGAUACAAUAAAAUUAAGAAAUCAUGAAGGAAAUCAAUAUAUUAAACCUGUAAUAUAUAACUUGAAAUUUAGGUGGUCACCAAAAUGUGUUAUCAUUUGAAAGAAUGCUUUGAAUUAGAUGAAAUUAAGAAAUAACUUGAAACCAAUUAAUUAUUUACUUGUGCAGAGUGUAGUUAAAAAGCUUAAUAAUAUUCGGAUCUAAUGUGGGAUAUUCGAUAUUAUGCUAAUUAAGAAUUUCAUGAUUCAGUUGAUGAAAUUCAUAUCAUCUUAGGAUUAAUGGUCAACAAAUAUUAGAGAAAUAAAAAAUAUUUAGAUUUACUCACAAUAGAAGAUGUAAAAGGACAUUUUGUGGCAUUAAUACAACAAAAUUUUGAAACAAAUUCAUUUCUAAAAUCUCUUAUUGAUAAGAAAUAAAGUGGAUAAUAAGAAUUAUAUGCAAUUUGUCUUUUAGAUUUUGUGAAAAUUAUAAUUCCUGUAAGGAUUUAUGGAUGCUAACAUUUAGAAUGCUAUGAAUUCACAAGUUUAUUAUAUUAUUAAUAAAAUAAAAAGUAAAGUGAAAACUCCUUCAGAUGUACUUAUCCAGAAUGUAAUUAGAAAUUAGAUAUUUCUAGUUUAAAUUCAUUUUUUUAUGGAAUUUUUAUUGAUUAAUUACUCCUAAAAGAAAUUAAAUAAAAAAAUCCAGUUACAAUUAUAUUCAAUAUUAAUAAAUCAACUAAAACCUUUGAAUAGAAAAUAUACUUUCCUUUGAAUCAAAGUUUAAUUUCAUACUCUUAAAAAUUCAAUAAAUAGAUGACAAAAUAAUAAGAAUUAGAUAUUAGCACUAAUCUUGAUAAAGUUAUUUUAUAAAUAAUUCAAACUAAUUUAUUACUUGAAAAACAAGAUUUAAAGUCAAGCUUAUUAGAAAGUACAUCAGAAUUAUAUAUAAUUGAUUAAUUUACUAAAUUACAUGUUGAGUUACCAACAAGAUGUAUUAAUUGCAAAGACUUAAAUAAAUCAAUUGAUUUAUUAACUUAUAUAUUUGACUUUCUUUAUUAAAAGCUAAUGAAUAAUUAAUAAAAAUACUCAUGUCCUUUGUGCAAUUCACCUUAAAAUUAAAUUAUGGCAAUUAUCAAUCUUAACAAAUACAUAUAUAUUGACUAAUUUUUAUUAUUAAAAUUGAUAAAAAGUAAAAAUGAUAAAUAUGAAUAAUAAAAUUUGAAUAUACUUUCUCAAAAUUUAUAACAAUCGAAUAAUGUUGGUAAUUAAUUAAUUAGUAAUCAAUAUCUUAAUUCAACAGAAAAUAGUUAAUAAAUUAGUUCAACAAUUAUUUAUCAAACACUAAAGGAUAUGAUUUAUGAUACACUUUCAUUAGGGAUUUCAUACAACGCUAAAUUUAGAUAUCGAAAUCCAGUAAGACUAUUAUUUUAUAAAUUAGGCUUUAACCAAAAGAUGUAUACAUUACAAUUCUUGCUUCGAAAUGGAAGAAGCUCUAAAGGAUAUUUAAUAAAACAAAUUUUAUCAAUGCCCACAUUGUUAUUAAUAAGCAAAGAGUCCAGCUGAUUUAGUUGAAGAUUGGAGAGUUUAAGCAUAUAAAGAAUUUAAUAUAAUCGUUGAAAAUGUAACAAUAAUCAAAGGAAUUGUGGUGAAUAAAUACAUAAGAAAUAAAAAAAAAUAUUUGGAUUUUUUCUUGAUAGAAGAAUGUGCAAGACAAUUUCUAAAAAUGUUCGAGAGAGUUUCUUAUGAUACAUCAAUUUAUUCAAUGAUUUAAAAAGAAUUAGUUUCAUAGAAAUCUAACAAUUAAACUAUAAUCAAUUUUUGGUGUUUUUGUUUGUUGGAUAAAGUUAAAAUAAAUGUCCCUGUGAGAAUAUAGGGAUGUAAACAUUAUGAAUGUUAUGAAUUAACUAGUUUACUAUUCUUUUAGGAAUAAAAUAGAAAAAAAUAAGAAUUCUUAAAUUGCAAUCAACCUGGAUGUUCAAAUCGAUUAAAAAUUGCUCACAUAGAUUAUACUAAGUAACCAGAUACUCUAAAAACUCCUUAAACAGAGGAAUAAGAUAAAAUAAAUGAUAUCAUAACAUUAUUUUCAGGUAUUUGUGUAGAUUUGGAUUUAUUAAAUGCAAUAAAAUUAAGUAAUCCCUAUCCAUUAAAAUUUUAUUACAAUUAAGACACCGGAAAAAUAUAAGAAGAUGUAAUUAUAGAGAAUGGCAAAUAUGUUGAUCCAGUCAUUAAAGCAGUAUAUUACUAGCAUCCAGAUUUCCAUAUCAAAACUACUUUUGAAGAAUUCUAAAAAUAAAUAUAAUAAUAGGCAAUGUCAGUAAGUCAAGGAGAUCUCUUAUAAGAUGAUAAAUAAUUAGGCAAAAAAAUAUCUCUAUAUAAAUACAGAAAUUAUAAAGUAAAAAUGCAAGACCAACUCACAAAACUUACAAUUGAAUAUCCAGUACGAUGUAAAUUAUGUACAGAUCUAUAGGUUUGUAUGGAUAUGAGAAGUUAUAUUGCAGAUUUUAAUUAUUAAAAAAAAGUAAAUCCAACAAAAAUUUAUAGUUGUCCAUUAUGUAAAAAACCUUAAAAUAAGUCGAUGAUUCAAACUUAAAUUUAAAAUUACAUAUAUUUAGAUACAAAUAUGCUUUCAUAUAUGUUUAAAGACAUGUCUUACACAAAUGGAACAAAUAUUUUUGAAUAUUAAGGUGAAUAAUAUAUGCUUUAAGAAUUUAUGGAUAGAUACAAAAUCAAAAGAGAGGAUUACAUAAAAGAGUUAAAUGAAAGAUAGGUUGUAUUUAAGCAAUUGUUUUGUGCAGUAAAUUUUGAUUUGAGAAUAAAAUUACCUUUACUACUUUAAAACUGUCUUGAGAAACAUAUUGUUGAUUUUAAAUCAUUUUAUGAGGAAUUAAAAAAGAUAGAUUUUGAUUAUGAAUAACAAGGACUAAUAUUAUGUAAAUGUGUUCAUUGUUAUAGAAAUCCGAUUAAGUCUUUUGUAGGAAACAUCUAUUUUCAUGAACCCUUUUAUGAAGCUCUUAAUAAAUUUUAUAAGAUACAAAACCCAGUAAAUGAUAAAGAGUUCACUUACAAAUUUGCUGAUAAUGAGUAGGAUAGUAUGGUAGUUGUAGGAUAUAUAGUUUCUAGUAAUCCUAAAAUAAAAGUUGUUUAAAAAUUAGAGACAGAUUAUAAUCCUAUAGAUAAAGAUGAUAUCUAUUAUGAUUGGAAGUAUUAAUAACUUUUUUAAAGAAGAGAUAUUAGUGGUUUCUUUUUUAAUUUGAAAAUUAUGCAAAUAUAUAUUGGUAUUUUCUCAGUUUAUUUGGAAAAAGAUAAAAUAUAUGUAGAUCUAUAAAGUGCAAGGAAAUUUAUCAAUUCAAAUAUUAGUUUACAAUUAAAAUAGUACUCUUUUCAAAUAACUAAAAUUGUUUUACAAUUAAAAUCAGAUACAAUUUUUGGAUUCUUAAGUAGAAAUUACAUAUUUACAUCAGAUGAAUGA